Molecule: messenger RNA, 1353 nt
Organism: Laetiporus sulphureus 93-53
Lineage: Eukaryota; Fungi; Basidiomycota; Agaricomycetes; Polyporales; Laetiporaceae
Exons: 5
Coding region: 28-1308 (426 amino acids)
Molecular function (GO): zinc ion binding; glutaminyl-peptide cyclotransferase activity
Source: RefSeq, a predicted model, not a curated record
GCGACCGUGCGGGCCACAGCAACCGAUAUGAUGUCGAGCUCAGGUCGACUGCGGAAGCGUCCUGCUAUCUGGCUCUGCCACUCACUGUUAUUUAGAGUCGUUCUACUGCUAUCCUGUCUUACGCGCAGCCAUGCCUUCAGACUCGGUCAGAGGGAGCUCACUCAGCUGUCCCCAGACGCGAUUUUCUCGCUAGUCUCUUCACCAGACCCUGUGCGCAAUGUCGAUCCUUCGAACCCGGAUUCGCAUCUGGCUCACAUCCUCAUACCCCGUCCGCCUGACACCGAGAAUAACACUAUGGUCAAGGACUACAUUGUCUCAACCAUGCAGCAUUUAAACUGGCACGUCGAAGAGGACACGUUCACGGACAACACCCCAUACGGCACGAAACGCUUCACGAAUGUCAUUGCAACCAAGGACCCGUCUGCCUCCCGCCGCGUCAUUUUGUCCGCACAUUUUGACAGCAAGUUCUUUCUCAAUUAUCCCCGGAGCCAGUUUGUAGGUGCGACUGACUCGGCCGCACCAUGCGCAUUCAUGCUUGAUCUAGCAGAGGCUCUCGACCCUCUCUUCUAUGAACGGCAACAGCGUCUGGAGGACGGAGAGGAGGAAGAUGAUGAUGUCGCGGAGACGACUCUUCAGUUGGUCUUCUUCGAUGGUGAAGAGGCCUUCAACACAUGGACGAACACAGACUCUAUCUACGGUGCAAGGCACCUCGCAAAGAAAUGGGCCACCACUUACGUCAACCCUCAAGCCAAGCGGCGAUUGUUGCCCUCUAUGAUUACGGAGCUCUCAACUAUAGAGCAUCUCAUAUUGCUCGACCUGCUCGGUGCUCCUCAUCCAACAAUCCGCUCGUCGUUUCUUGACACCGCCUGGCUGUUUGAUGCAAUGGCAUCGGCCGAGCGCCGACUGGGGGACAGCGGCGCGUUUGCGUACGAUGGCCAGGCUGCAAAUAACUGGACGAGUUUUUUCAUCCCUCGAAAUAAUAUGCACAACUUUGGUGGUAUUGAAGACGACCAUAUACCUUUCCUACGGGCAGGCGUUAGCGUCCUGCAUGUCAUUGCGAACCCCUUCCCUAGUGUGUGGCACACCCUACAGGAUGACGCUACUGCUUUGGACGUGCCUACGAUGCGUCGGUGGAACCUAAUUCUCCGAGUCUUCAUGAGCGAAUAUCUCGGUCUCCGGCCAUCAGCCAUAGCCAGAUCUCGAGACACGAAAGCGGAUCUCCAUCGUUCUUUUGACGAGCUCCAUUCGGAUGUUGAGGCUGAGACAAGUAUAAUGUCUGCCGAUUUAACACAUGGUGCCAGAGAAUGAGCAUAUACCGGACAGACUGCGGAGAUAUUUCUCAUCGCAGGAUAC